CUGUGGACCAAGGUCAUGUACGUCCUGUGCACGCUAGCGGUCCUGACCCUCCACAACCUCCUGAAGAGCUGGAGCAGCCGAGGCCGCGGCCUAGAGGACGGAGAGCGAUCGGAGGCUGCAGGGCAGAGAAGACGUCCUCAGGAUGGACGAGUCCCUCAGGUUGAGGAGACUUCCAGGUCCACGGGAGGAGGAGGACGAGGAGGAGAGGACUCGGUGAAGGCAGUGGAGCGAAGAGGACUGAGGAGCGUCAGGGCUGAGGGGAGGCGGCGGCGAGGAGGAAGAGGAGGCGUGAGAAAUGUCCCUGACAGCAAGAAGCAAGUUCAGCCGGUCCAGCGGUCCAGUGCUCUGCUCAGCCCGGCGGUCAUGUUCAGCACAAGAAAGACCUGGGACCUCGGCCACGCCCCCUGCCUGCAGGAGCUCUGGAAGAAAGACAUCUCAUUGGAUGCAAGCUCAGUGGACUUCCUGAUGAGUGAUGGUGAAGACGACGGCUCCUUCCUGUCUCUGCCCACCGCCGCCUUCUCACAGCGCCCAACGAUCAGCGCCGCCGAGCUGAACGAAACCAACGCACCCAGCCAGCAGCUGCUCAUACAGACCCUACAGGACAGAGUGUGUGAGUUUCAGGCUCGUCUGCGCUCUGAGGAGCUGACUCGUCACCUGCUGCUCCAGCAGCUGCAGCAGCAGAGCAUCCAGGAGAAAACGUGUGUCGGCGGCGUGCAGACGCUGCAGGAGGAGGAGCGACUGACGGCUCCUCCCAACGGUGUGAGUGUGUUGCAGCCUGGUGAACAACCUUCAGAUCGUUUCCGCUGUCCAGAAGAAGAGCAGCUCGUCUCUCGGCUGCGCACACAGGUGGAGGAGCUGGAGGAGAAGCUGUUGGAUCAGACUCAGGAGGUGGAGAGACUUCGCUCUGAACUGGGGGCGACAGACCUGGAGAAGCAGCUGGAGCUGCUGGUGGUGGAGAACCAGCGUCUGAAGCAGGAGCUGAAGUCAUGCAGGAGCUCAGAGCUUCAGAGCCUGGACGCUGCUGCAGACAGCUGCAGCUGCAGCCACUGCCCUCACAGCCAGGAUGCCGAGUCCCUGCGGAGGGAGGUGUCCCGCUGGGAGAGCCAGGCCCGGCAGAGGGAGCGACGGCUGGCUGAGCUGGAGCGAGAGCUGCUGGAGAAAACCUCCCGGGUGGAGAGUCUCCGCCGGCAGCUGGACGAGUCUACCCGGCAGCUGGACGACGGCCGGCGGCAGCUGGAGGAGUCGAGGCGGCGGCAGGGCGACCACGAGCAGAAGCUCACGCUCCGGCUGCAGGAGUGCGAGGACGAGCUCGCCAGGCAGGCGGCGGCGCCCCCCAAGGUCAAGUACGUGACGCAGACGGUGGAGGUGGAGUCAGCCGACUCUCAGCGAGCGCUCGCCGAGCUGCAGACGAAGAACGCCGGCUUGCAGGAGCAGCUGGCCGUGCAGAGGACGCUGCUGCGGGAGCUCGAGACGCAGCUGCACGACUCGCAGAGGACCUGCGCCCAGCUCAGGACACAGAUCCUGGUCUACGAGGGGGAGAUGGAGCGGGCUCAGGGCCAGCUGGAGGUGGAGAUGCAGAACCUGGAAGAGGAGAAGAACCGCGUGAUUGAGGAGGCGUUCAUCAGAGCCGAGAGCGAGAUGAAGGCUGUCCAUGAGAAUCUGGCCGGGGUGCGUCUGAACCUGCUGAGUCUCCAGCCUGCUCUCAGGACUCUAACCUGUGACUACAACAGUCUGAAGCGUCAGGUGCAGGACUUCCCCUUCAUGCUGGACAAAGCCAUCACCGAGGCCAAGCAGGAGAUCUGUCAGGUGAUCAGUGAUGUCAGCAGCACCAAUCAGGAGCUUCUGCGUAAAUACAAGCGAGAGAUGAACCUGAGGAAGAAAUGUCACAACGAGCUGGUCAGACUCAAAGGAAACAUCCGCGUGUUCUGCCGCGUCCGGCCGGUCAGUCAGGAGGAGCAGGACUCCGCUGAUGCUAAGACCAUGUUGAGCUUUGACUCGGACGACGACGCCGUGCUCUACCUCUCCAACAAGGGCAAGAUCAUGACCUUCGAGCUGGACAAAGUGUUCCCGCCUCAGGCCACGCAGGACGAGGUGUUCCAGGAGGUCCAGUCUCUGGUCACGUCCUGCAUCGACGGCUUUAAUGUCUGCAUCUUCGCCUACGGACAGACGGGCUCGGGGAAGACCUACACCAUGGAGGGCGAGGCGGAGAACCCCGGCAUCAACCAGCGUGCUCUGCGGCUGUUGUUCUCCGAGGUGACCGAGAAAGCUCCGGACUGGGACUACAAGAUCUCCGUCAGCAUGGUGGAGAUCUACAACGAGACACUGCGGAACCUGCUGGGGGAGAAUCCUACGGAUAAACUGGACAUUAAGAUGAACCCUGACGGCAGCGGGCAGCUGUACGUCCCCGGGCUGACCGAGUUCACCGUGCAGAGUCCCGAGGACAUCAACAGGGUGUUUGAGCUGGGUCACAUGAACAGGGCGACGGCGUGCACCAACCUGAACGAGCACAGCUCUCGCUCCCACGCUCUGCUGAUCAUUAGCGUGUCGGGAUUCAACUCAGCUACAGGGAACCGCACACAAGGGCGUCUGAACCUGGUGGACCUGGCGGGUUCGGAGCGGAUCGGUAAGUCUGGUGCGGAGGGCAGCCGUCUGAGAGAAGCUCAGUGCAUCAACAAGUCUCUGUCGGCACUCGGAGACGUGAUCAACGCGCUGCGCAGCAGACACGCCCACGUCCCUUUCAGGAACUCCCGCCUCACCUACCUGCUGCAGGACUCUCUGAACGGGGACAGCAAGACGCUCAUGAUGGUGCAGGUGUCUCCGCUGCCCAGCAACAUGAGCGAAUCGGUCUGCUCGCUGAAGUUCGCUCAGCGUGUUCGCAGCGUCGAGCUCAGCUCCUCGUCUUCGUCCUCCAGGAGACACGAGAACUCGUCCACCUCAUCCUCGCCGACCCACGACAGCGUCGAGCUGGACUCUCCCCCGGUCACUCCGGUCCCUCUCCCCAUCUCUCGGGCCAGCAGUGCCGGCUCCACCCUGUCCUCCUCCGCCUCCAGGACCCCCAGCAGCUCCCGCAGGAGGUCCCAGUCCCAGCUGUCCACAGACAGACAGGUAGACAGAGCCAGCCCAUUGGUGGGGGACGGUGGGCAGGACGAUUGAAGCUGACUGCCUGAGAGACCCCUCCCCCCCUCACUGGAUCAGCCAAUCACAGCAGCCGGCUGAAGGAGCAGAGGCUGAUGGGAACUCUCCGGCCAAAGAACAUGGCCAAACGUUUUCCGUGUCUUCUUGCUGUGCUGAAGAACUUUUUCACUGCUGGAGGACAAACGUUUCAUUUCUUUCUGACAGUAUACGCUUUCCAAUCACAGUAUUUCUUUUAUUGUUUCUUUGUAAAGUUGCACUUUAAACUUUGAGAUUAUUUUCUAACCCACAGUUCCAGAAGUGGUUGAUUUCUAAUAUAUGCAUCAUAUGGUUAUAUAUUUAUGUUUGACAUGCUUUAAUCUUUUGUUUUAUUUAGAUUUUGUUUUUCUUCUUUAUUGAGGGUGCAGACCACGAGAAAAGAGAUUAAUCUUUCAAUUUUGAGAUAAGAAUUCUCUCGAAGAUUAACCUCAUGUCAUGACGUCUUGAAUCGGGGGCGGUCUUUGUGUCCUCGCGGUCCUCUUCUAUCCAAUCAGGGUACUCCACUGACUGAGCGGUCCAAUCAGACGUGAGCAAUACGACGACACGCUCCUCCUCCACUUCUCCUGUGGAUGUUUUUAUUUUUCAUGCUUGUCGAACAAAAAGACGCUUCACCUUCACUUUCCUCGACUGUUUGUUGUGCUCCUGCUGUCGUAUCGUCGCCUGUUAAACAAGCGUAGGAUGGUGACCUGUGACCCCUGCCCUCUACCCCCUGCCCUCUACCUCCUACUCUCUACGCCCUAUUCUCUACCCACUGCCUCCUACCCUCUAGCUCCUACCCUCUACCCUGCUCCGGGCGGGGCCGGUCUGUAGCAGUGGAGCUGAUCUUAGUGUAGCUGUAGUAACAGGAAUGCUUAGAGUCGCUGUGAGCUGCUGUGUGUCGUCGGCCGGAGGUCGACAUGUCUGCUUGCUUUGUCUCCGCUGUAGAUUUCUACAGUUUGUUUUUUUUGUAUUCCCUUUUUAAUAAACAAACAUCCAAAACAAA
Molecule: messenger RNA, 4153 nt
Organism: Centropristis striata (black sea bass)
Lineage: Eukaryota; Metazoa; Chordata; Actinopteri; Perciformes; Serranidae
Gene: kifc3
Product: kinesin family member C3
Exons: 22
Coding region: 16-3153 (1045 amino acids)
Biological process (GO): microtubule-based movement
Molecular function (GO): ATP binding; microtubule motor activity; microtubule binding
Source: RefSeq, a predicted model, not a curated record